Messenger RNA from Olea europaea var. sylvestris, 976 nucleotides. Its product is annotated as chlorophyll a-b binding protein CP24 10A, chloroplastic-like. Bases 86 to 856 code for a protein of 256 amino acids. Lineage: Eukaryota; Viridiplantae; Streptophyta; Magnoliopsida; Lamiales; Oleaceae. Gene Ontology annotation, cellular component: membrane. The transcript has 2 exons. Gene Ontology annotation, biological process: response to light stimulus; photosynthesis, light harvesting in photosystem I. The record is from RefSeq and is a predicted model, not a curated record.
UAAACCAUAUAGUCCAGUUUCAGUGUCUGUAUCAGUACCAAUUUGUCUAGGCGGAGAGAGAGAUAGAGAGUUAACAGAGAGAAAUAUGGCUUCAACAUCUGCUGCAUUGGUGAAUGGAUUGGGCUCUUCUGCAUUCUUGAAUGGUGGCAAGAACGCCCAGAUUUUGUUGUCUGCGCCAAUUGCAGCUAGAACUGCAGUGUCUCCUAAGAGGUUUGCUGUGGCUGCUGCUGCUGCUCCUAAGAAGUCUUGGAUUCCUGGUGUUAGAGGUGGUGGCAACUUCAUCGACCCCGAGUGGCUCGAUGGAUCGCUCCCUGGUGACUACGGUUUCGACCCGCUAGGUCUUGGAAAGGAUCCAGCAUUCUUGAAAUGGUACAGAGAAGCCGAGCUGAUCCACGGCAGAUGGGCAAUGGUUGCAGUCGUUGGCAUCUUCGUUGGCCAAGCUUGGAGUGGCAUCCCCUGGUUCGAAGCUGGCGCUGCACCUGGUGCUGUUGCGCCCUUCUCUUUCGGCUCUCUCCUCGGCACCCAACUCCUCCUCAUGGGUUGGGUCGAGAGCAAAAGAUGGGUCGACUUCUUCAACCCGGAAUCUCAAUCUGUCGAGUGGGCUACUCCAUGGUCGAGAACUGCAGAAAACUUCGCCAAUGCAACCGGCGAACAAGGCUAUCCCGGAGGCAAAUUCUUUGAUCCUUUGGGCUUUGCCGGUACACUCAAGAAUGGAGUUUAUAUCCCUGACACGGAGAAGCUUGAGAGAUUGAAACUUGCAGAAAUUAAACAUGCAAGACUUGCUAUGGUGGCUAUGCUUAUAUUCUACUUUGAAGCUGGCCAAGGGAAGACACCCCUUGGAGCUCUUGGAUUGUAAGGAAUCUUGAUUUAAGAAAUAAAUUCAAUGUAGAGAGAAUUCAAAUUGUUUCCACUUAUCUUUGGCUUUGUAAAAUUAAUGAUCAAAUAAUAAUAUAAAUAUAUAAUAGUUGAGAUAACA